Molecule: messenger RNA, 478 nt
Organism: Drosophila hydei
Lineage: Eukaryota; Metazoa; Arthropoda; Insecta; Diptera; Drosophilidae
Exons: 3
Coding region: 80-454 (124 amino acids)
Source: RefSeq, a predicted model, not a curated record
GACAGACAGUCAGAGAGAGCGAAAGAGGGAGAGAGGAAAUAAAAGUUAAAGAAAAUAAACAUUUCGAUGCAAAGCGAGAAUGGUGAGCGCAUUGAAUUGCUUUGGCCUGGCCAUCGGUUGUGUGGACAUCAUAGGAGCUUUGUUCUUUGAGCUGAUGAUUAUUUUCAUGCUGUGCCAAAGAAAAGGCCACAGAACAACAACUGAAGAAGAGCAGUCGACGGAUGUGACAACGUUCCGUGGCAACAGGGUAAGUGCUCGGUUGCUGUGGAUUUACCUGUUCAUAUUGAACGUGUGGAUAGCUAUUUCAAUGCUGAUGCUCGCUGGAAUCAUAUUGCACAAGCCACAGCUGAUGCUGGUCUGGCUUAUCUGGUGCUUUGGUGGAAUGAUAUUCGAUGUGGUGUUGUUUUUUUAUGGAUCCUGGAGCUACUGUCGGGCGAUGUCAUUGAGGCGCUAACUAACAUCAUGAUAUCAUUGCUAA